This is a messenger RNA of Fusarium vanettenii 77-13-4, 1536 nucleotides long. RefSeq lists its product as uncharacterized. Lineage: Eukaryota; Fungi; Ascomycota; Sordariomycetes; Hypocreales; Nectriaceae. The record is from RefSeq and is a predicted model, not a curated record. The transcript is spliced from 4 exons. The coding region runs from base 1 to 1536 and encodes 511 amino acids. Gene Ontology annotation, molecular function: oxidoreductase activity, acting on paired donors, with incorporation or reduction of molecular oxygen; iron ion binding; monooxygenase activity.
AUGCAUUCCAUGCUGUGGGCUGAGCUCUUGCCCAGGCUCGAUGCCAUAGGGAAACCCCUUCCACUCAUCGUCACGAUUGCCGUCAUUCUCUUUGUUUAUCAUGCCUUCCAACCUUUUCGAUCCAAUGUUCCAAUCUUGAAUGGUAGGAAAGGAUUGGAACUCACAAACCAGAGACCCAAGAAAGAAUAUGUCUCUCAAGCAACCAAGCUGGUCGGCGAUUGGUUCAACUCAAACCCAAACAAGCCAGUUCGACUCAUCUCGGACGUCGAGGAGAUCACUGUGCUCCCACCUAGCCUAGCCCAGGAGAUUCGAAGCGACAAACGACUAAGCUUUAGUCAGUGGACUUUCAAGUUGACAUCGCAAAAGUCAUUCCAUGGUAACUUGCCAGGCUUUGAUGGUUUUGCCGCGGGCACAGGAGGUACAAAUUUGGUACAGACCGUUGUUACCAAGGAUCUCACCAAAUUUUUGAGUGCGGUCCCCUGCACCUCCGGAUUUUCGUCGCUAACUGAAAAGUGGCACGAUAUUCCAAUGAGGGACAAGGUCCUACGACUAGUCGCCCGGAUCUCUUCACGCGUCUUCCUCGGUCCAGAGCUUUGUCGCAAUGAGAACUGGCUUCGAAUCACUCGCGAUUAUACAGUCACGGGGUUCUUUGCCGGCGAAGAUCUCCGUAUGUGGCCAGAGUUCGUUCGUCCCUUGGUACACUGGUUCCUACCCGGCUGCCGCAAGCUCAGGGCAGACGUCAAAGAAGCCCGUUCAAUGAUCAAUUCUGUGGUUGAGGAGCGAAGGAAGCGAAAUCAGGAGCUUACUGCCGCUGGACAAGAUAUCCCAGACUACAACGAUGCCAUCGCUUGGUUUGACAAAGCGGCCAAGGGUGCAACCUAUGACCGAGCAGCCAUGCAGCUCAGUCUGUCUCUUGCUGCGAUUCAUACAACCACCGAUCUCCUCACCCAAGUUCUUACCCGGAUUUCACAAAACCUGGAAAUUCUCAAGCCUUUGCGGGAGGAAAUGAUCUCGGUGCUUCGAGAGGAGGGCUGGAACAAGACGUCUUUGUACAAGAUGAAGUUGCUUGACAGUGUUAUUAAGGAGAGUCAGCGAAUGAAGCCUACUGAGAUUGUGUCCAUGAUGCGCCUUGCCCUCGACGACGUCAAGCUAUCAGAUGGCACGGUCAUUCCCAAGAACACUGGUGUGGCAGUAUCAUCCCACAGGAUGUGGGAUCCCAGCCUUCAUCCAAACCCACAUCAGUGGGAUGGUACCAGGUUCUACAAGAUGCGCGACGAUCCAGCGAAACAGAACUCUUCUCAACUUGUCUCUACAAGCCCAGACUACCUUGCGUUUGGUCACGGUCAGAAUGCCUGCCCGGGUCGGUUCUUUGCGUCAAACGAAGUCAAGAUCGCACUGAUUCAGAUUAUUCUCAAAUAUGACUUUGAACUGAAGGAGGGGGCAUCACCCCAGAUCUACAAGCAUGGCUUUACCCUGACCGGUGAUCCAUUCUUGGAGUUGAGGAUUAGACGGCGUAAGGAGGAAGUGCCACUCUAG